Durusdinium trenchii is the source of this 334-nucleotide messenger RNA. The record is from the annotation of a GenBank genome assembly. Lineage: Eukaryota; Dinophyceae; Suessiales; Symbiodiniaceae.
GUUCUCUGGUCUCGACGAGGAUAUUGACACGUCAAGCUAUCAGAGGUUGAAGACCGUUGUUCACGAUGAGCUGAAGAACUUUUUCCGGCCAGAGUUUUUGAAUAGACUGGACGAGAUCAUCGUCUUCAAGUCGCUGAACAAGCAGGAAGUAGCUCAAAUAGCAGAAUUAGAAUUCAGGAAGGUUUUCAAAUUGACGACCGAGAAAGGCAUAAAGCUUUUGUUGACAGACCGGUUCAAGAAGAAGGUGGUGGAUGAAGGCUUCAAUCCGGUCUACGGAGCACGACCUCUUAGACGGGCUAUCACCAGACUCUUAGAGGACUCCGAGAGUCUUUGA